Messenger RNA from Quercus lobata, 1540 nucleotides. RefSeq names its product serine carboxypeptidase 24-like. The record is from RefSeq and is a predicted model, not a curated record. NCBI's taxonomy places the organism in Eukaryota, Viridiplantae, Streptophyta, Magnoliopsida, Fagales, Fagaceae. Gene Ontology annotation, biological process: proteolysis; brassinosteroid mediated signaling pathway. The coding region runs from base 1 to 1482 and encodes 493 amino acids. The transcript is spliced from 10 exons. Gene Ontology annotation, molecular function: serine-type carboxypeptidase activity.
AUGGGGAGGAGAAAAGGUAUCAGUUAUUCAGUUGGCUUGCAGGAGGGUCCAAUGGUGUUCCAAAGUGUAGUCCUUUUUCUCUUCAUGUCCUCACUCAUUUUCUCUUCAACCAUCACCACUGCCAUUGCUGCCUUGCCAAAACAGCAAGAGCUAGAUCGAAUUUCAGCACUGCCUGGACAGCCACCAGUAACAUUUUCUCAAUUUUCUGGCUACGUUACGGUCAACGAGCAACCUGGACGAGCUCUCUUCUACUGGUUGACAGAAGCCACUGCUUUUCCAGAAAAGAAACCUCUUGUUCUCUGGUUUAACGGAGGGCCAGGUUGUUCAUCGGUGGCAUUUGGAGCAUCAGAGGAAAUUGGGCCAUUUAGGAUUAACAAGACUGGUUUAUCACUUUAUCUCAAUGAGUAUUCAUGGAAUAGAGAAGCAAAUCUUUUAUUUCUUGAAUCGCCGGCUGGUGUUGGUUUUUCAUACACAAAUACAAGAUCCGACCUUAAUAAUUCCGGAGAUAAACGGACUGCUGAGGAUGCUCUAGUAUUUCUAACUAGAUGGAUGUCAAGAUUUCCACAAUACAAACAUCGAGAAUUCUACAUUGCUGGGGAGAGCUAUGCUGGGCAUUUUGUUCCCCAGUUGGCAGAGAAAAUUGUAGAAUAUAAUAAGGCACUCUCGCAACCUAUCCUCAACCUUAAAGGAUUUAUAGUGGGAAAUGCAGUUUUUGAUUAUUACUAUGACGAAAUUGGAACAAUAGAAUAUUGGUGGAGCCAUUCAAUGAUAUCUGAUACAAGAUAUCGAUCAGUUCUCAAGAAUUGCGAUUUCAAGGUGGUAGAAAGUGAAAGACCACAACCAUGUAAACAAGCAAUGUACCAUGCCACUACGGAGCUUGGAAACAUAGAUCAAUACAGUAUUUAUACACCAACUUGCUUGGCAUCGCAUGAUAAUACCAUGAGCCCUAUAAGGUUCAAAAAUACUCUAUUGCGUCGAAGGCUUUCUGAGUACGAUCCAUGUAGUGCAAAUUAUGCUGAGAAGUAUUAUAAUCGGCCGGAAGUACAAAAGGCAAUGCAUGCAAAUGUUAAUGGAAUUCUUCGCAACUGGACUGUUUGCAGUGAAGUUCUCGGAAUCGGACCAGGCAAAAUUUGGACAGAUUCUGAAUUUUCUAUGUUGCCAACAUACAAGAAGUUGUUUACAGCUGGUUUACGAAUCUGGGUUUUCAGUGGGGACACAGAUGCAGUAGUUCCAGUGACUGCCACUAGGCUAUCCCUCAGCCAUCUCAAUCUCACCAUUAAAACUCUGUGGUAUCCAUGGAACGAAGAUGAUCAGGUAGGAGGAUGGACAGAGGUCUACGAUCAGCUAACUUUUGCUACAGUGAGAGGGGCUGGCCACGAGGUUCCACUAUUUCAACCCAAGCGAGCACUCAUUCUUUUCAAAUCUUUUUUGGCAGGGAAGGAAUUGCCAAUUUUACCUGGAUAUGAGAAUAUAGAUUAUUGAUUAUGGAAUUGCCAAAAUUUCCUGGAUAUUAUAACUAAAGAAAAUUGAUUAUCUUUGA